Molecule: messenger RNA, 396 nt
Organism: Geosmithia morbida
Lineage: Eukaryota; Fungi; Ascomycota; Sordariomycetes; Hypocreales; Bionectriaceae
Product: large subunit ribosomal protein L32e
Exons: 4
Coding region: 1-396 (131 amino acids)
Biological process (GO): translation
Cellular component (GO): ribosome; cytosolic large ribosomal subunit
Molecular function (GO): structural constituent of ribosome
Source: RefSeq, a predicted model, not a curated record
AUGGCCGCCGCUAAGUCGCAUGUCCCUAUCGUCAAGAAGCGCACGAAGCGCUUCAACCGCCACCAGAGUGACCUCUUCAUGCGUGUCGGCCCUAGCUGGCGCAAGCCCAAGGGUAUCGACAACCGUGUCCGCCGUCGCUUCAGGGGCACCGCUGCUAUGCCCAGCAUCGGCUACGGUACCAACAAGAAGACGCGCUUCAUGAUGCCCUCGGGCCACAAGGCUUUCCUUGUCAACAACGUCAAGGAUGUCGAGCUCCUGCUUAUGCACAACCGCACCUACGCUGCCGAGAUCGCCCACAACGUCUCGUCCCGCAAGCGUGUUGACAUCAUUGCCCGUGCUAAGCAGAUUGGUGUCAAGGUCACCAACGCCAAGGCCAAGGUCACGACCGAGGUAUAA